AUGACUGCCAAUCGUAUUUUGGCUGCCGAUCUAUUAUCGUCUCCUACGAUCCUUGGGACUCUUGCCAUUACGGGUCUUACCGGGUUUUUGCUUGGUCUGUGGACAGCCCCAGCACUUCGUUCCGACCUCAAGCGCACAACAAAGAUUGCCGGUCGUCGGCGGAAACCCAAGCGACGACAUCACCAUUCUAAAUCAGAAGCAGCAUCAUCGAUAUCCAGCUCGACAAGCAAAUCUGGCGACAAGCAAGCGUCUGGGUCGGCAGCAGCAGGAUCUACAGGCGAUAUCAAUGUAGAUUCGAAAUCAGCUGAUUCGUUCAGCGACAAUGACGAAGAAGGAGAGACCGGUGACGAGGAUGAAGAUGAUCUGUCUGCGGAAGAAGACGAUGAAGAGGAGGAAGAGGAGGGCCCAGAUGCUCCCCCAGACGCGUUUGCUUACUCGUCUGAGGAGUGCAAGAUGGUGCUUGUAGUGCGCACAGAUUUGGGUAUGACCAAGGGCAAAAUUGCUGCGCAGUGCGCGCAUGCCGCUGUCGCAUGUUACAAGUCGAUCCAGCGCACCAACCCUCUCAUCCUGGCGCGCUGGGAGCGCCUUGGCCAGGCCAAAAUCACUCUCAAAGCAAACUCUGAGGAGGAGUUGCUUACCCUUCAGGCCAUGGCAAUUUCUCUUGACGUGACUGCGAAAACCGUCCGUGACGCUGGGCGAACUCAAAUCGCAGCAGGCUCAAUGACCGUCUUAGGUCUGGGCCCGGCGCCCAAAUCAACCAUUGACCAAAUUACAAAAGAUCUCAAGCUUUUAUAG
Magnusiomyces paraingens is the source of this 795-nucleotide messenger RNA. RefSeq lists its product as uncharacterized. Bases 1 to 795 code for a protein of 264 amino acids. Lineage: Eukaryota; Fungi; Ascomycota; Dipodascomycetes; Dipodascales; Dipodascaceae. Gene Ontology annotation, cellular component: cytosol; mitochondrion. Gene Ontology annotation, molecular function: peptidyl-tRNA hydrolase activity. The transcript has a single exon. The record is from RefSeq and is a predicted model, not a curated record.